Aedes albopictus (Asian tiger mosquito) is the source of this 1563-nucleotide messenger RNA. RefSeq lists its product as uncharacterized. Lineage: Eukaryota; Metazoa; Arthropoda; Insecta; Diptera; Culicidae. The coding region runs from base 1 to 1563 and encodes 520 amino acids. The transcript is spliced from 3 exons. Gene Ontology annotation, molecular function: nucleic acid binding. The record is from RefSeq and is a predicted model, not a curated record.
AUGACUUUACUCCCACCGUCAGCCGAUCGCCUCACCGAAGAAUUCGCCCAACUUCAGGAGAGAAUGGAACGCCUGCAGCAGAAGUUGCGAUCAGCUUCGAAUCAUGCCGAUCCGCCUGCAACCAGCAUUCCCAAAUCGCAACCACUAAUGUCGCAAGGCCUGCCAACUUCCAGAUCCCAACAUCUGCUAGUUCCACCGCUGCAGUACCAGCCAAUUCGUAGCCAACCGGCAAUUACUUGGAACCCUCGGUUGUUCGCUAGCACGCGGACGUCCACCCUGCCGUCUAGGACAGAAACCCCGUUCUUGGAGCUGCAGGCAGCAGUCAUCGGCGCAAGGCUAGCAAGAACAGUCAUGGAGAACCAUUCACUGAAAAUUGCUAAACGUGUACUGUGGACUGACUCUAGCACUGUACUCUCCUGGCUGCGGUCAGAUGUCCGAAAGUAUCGACAGUUUGUAGCUCAUCGGGUCUCAGAAAUUCUAGACCUUACGACAGUAGACGAAUGGCGUUGGAUUCCCACUCGUCUGAACGUGGCUGACGAUGCAACAAAAUGGGGAAAAGGACCCCAAAUUGACGAAAGCAGUCGUUGGUUCCGAGCUCCAGAUUUUUUGUACUAUCCUCCGGACACCUGGCCUCUACAAGAUACACCUGUUCCCAGCACAGUCGAAGAAAUUCGUCCAGUUCAUGUGCACCGAGAAGUAUCGAAGUUUCGACUGAUAGACUUUGGGAGGUUUUCCAAAUGGGAGAGGAUGCUGCGUUCCAUCGCCUACGUCCAUAAAUUCAUCAGCGUGUUGCGUCAACGAAUUGAGGGUGAAUCAACUACGAAACGACUCAACCUGUUGAGCCAGGACGAUUUGGUGAAGGCAGAAAUGAUAAUUUGGAAGCAGAUUCAACUCGAUCAGUAUGCCGUGGAAAUAGUCAAGAUGCGAAGAAAUCAGCAACUCCCACCAAACCAACGAGAACAUCUAGAUCGAAACAGCAAACUUCGUCAAAUUUCUCCGUACUUGGAUGAACACGGUGUGGUUCGUAUGGAAUCCAGAAUAGCAAAUGCGGUUCACUUCACCAGGGAUUUCAAAUAUCCAGUCAUCCUUCCAAAGGACCAUCCCGGAACGAUGCUAGUGAUCGACUGGUAUCAUCGGCAGUAUCAGCAUCACAGUAACGAAACGGUUGUGAACGAAAUGAAGCAGAGAUAUCACGUAUCGAGACUGAGAGAAGUGUUGAAGAAGGUCAAGAAGAAUUGUAUGUGGUGUAAAGUUCACUCGGCAACACCGAAGGUUCCGAGAAUGGCCCCGUUACCUGUAGCAAGGAUCACACCACAUGUAAGAGCGUUCACCUACACGGGGGUCGACUAUUUUGGACCGCUGCUCAUCAAACAAGGCCGCUCGGAUGUGAAACGUUGGGUAGCUCUCUUUACCUGCCUGACGAUACGAGCUGUCCAUUUGGAGCCGCUCAAAGCAAGCUCCAAGCAUAACAGUGAGUUUCGCUGUGGGAAUCCGAACGUCUACCUCUCCAACAACUGUGGAUGGCAAGAAUCCACCAAACAGAGUAACCCCAAUUCAAUGUGA